Messenger RNA from Coffea arabica (coffee), 2022 nucleotides. The record is from RefSeq and is a predicted model, not a curated record. NCBI's taxonomy places the organism in Eukaryota, Viridiplantae, Streptophyta, Magnoliopsida, Gentianales, Rubiaceae.
AUGGACUUUUUGUCUUACCACCAUGUUAAGCUAGAUUGUAGAGCUAAAGUGGUGGAAUUUUGCAUCCCAGGUGAGGUAACUCUCAAGCUAGAUGUAAGGGGUAGAUUAGCUUCGUCUGCUUUGAUUUCAGGGAUUCGAGCUAGGAAAAUGUUUCACAAGGGAGCCCAGAGUUUCUUAGCUUUCUUAAUUGACGCCCCUAGUGACCAAGUGAAAUUAGAAUAUGUGCCAAUCGUACGAGAUUUUUCCGAUGUCUUCCCGGAAGAAUUAACAUUUUUGCCACCUGAAAGGGAGAUAGAGUUUAAGAUUGACUUGGUUCCAGGAAUAGCCCCAAUUUCAAAGACUCCUUAUAGAAUGGCUCCUACGGAGUUGAAAGAACAAAAGAUCCAGUUGCAGGACCUACUAGAAAGAGUGGAUCCAACUAAAGUGGAGGCAGUUACUUUGUGGAAACAACCAGAGAAUCCAACUGAAUUUAGAAGUUUCUUGGGAUUGGCAGGUUAUUACCGUCGUUUUAUAAAAGAUUUCUCAAAAAUUGCUGGGCCAAUGACGGAGUUAACUAAGAAAAAUCAUAAGUUCAUUUGGAGCCCUAAAUGUGAAGCGAGCUUUCAAGAAUUGAAGAGGCGAUUGACUACGGCUCCAGUGUUAGCCCUACCUGAGAGAAUUGAUGGGUAUGUAGUAUAUUCCGAUACUUCUAGAGAAUGGUUAGGCUGUGUUCUAAUGCAAAAGGGAAAAGUUGUGGCCUAUGCUUCUAGGAAAUUGAAACCCCAUGAGAUGAAUUACCCGACCCAUGACCCAGAGUUAGCCGCUAUUAUUUUUGCUUUGAAGAAGUGGAGACAUUACUUGUAUGGAGAGACAUUUGAGGUAUUCACCGACCAUAAGAGUCUUAAGUACUUGUUUUCACAAAAGGAGUUGAACUUGCGACAGAGGCGUUGGGUAGAAUUUCUUGAGGAUUAUGAUUGUUCAAUCAAUUAUCACCCUGGAAAGGAAAAUAUGGUUGCAGAUGCACUAAGUAGGAGGGCUCAAGUAGUGGGUCUAAUGGUGAGAGAAUGGGAUAUGUUAGAAGAAGCGAGUGAUUGGAAUCCUCGUUUAGAAAUGUUGAAAAUCUUGUUUGGAAAUCUAUCCUUAAAAUCCCCUUUGUUAAAAAGAAUUAAGCAGGCUCAAGGGAAGGAUCCGAUAGUACAAGGUUAUUUGGAGAAAAAAUUUCAGGAGACUUUGGGGACUAAGUUGAAGUUGAGCACUGCAUAUCAUCCACAAACAGAUGGACAGUCGGAGAGGACCAUACAAAUCCCAGAGGACAUGUUAAGAUCCUGUAUAUUAGAUUUCGGAGGGAGUUGGAGCCGGUACAUGACGUUGGCAGAGUUUGCUUAUAAUAACAGUUAUCAGGCUUCAAUCCAAAUGGCACCGUAUGAGGCGCUUUAUGGUAGAAGGUGUCGAUCCCUUAUUCAUUGGGAUGAAGUAGGAGAGAAGAGAGUUUUAGACCCGACAGCUAUUCCAUGGAUCGAGAAAGCUUAUGAGAAGGUUAAACUGGUUAGGGAGAGACUUCAAACUGUUCAAAGUCGGCAGAAGAGUUAUGCAGAUCACCGAAGAAAAGAUUUGAAAUUUGACGUAGGGGACAAAGUCUUUUUAAGAGUGAAAUCUAUGAAAGAAGGGGUAGUAUCCAAGAAGGGAAAGAAAUUAAAGGCGAGGUACAUUGGACAUUUUGAAAUUCUUAAACGAGUUGGAAAAGUGGCUUAUCAGCUAGAUUUACCUCCUAGUAUGAGCAGGAUUCAUAAAGUCUUCCACGUAUCUAUGCUCAAGAAAUAUCAUCCCGACCCAAGUCAUGUGAUUCAAUUAGAUGAAGUUGAAGUGGACGAGUCUUUGACCUAUGAGGAGCGACCAGUUAAGAUUUUGGACCGAGAAAUUAAAGAAUUGAGAAAUAAGAAGAUUGCCUUAGUCAAAGUCUUGUGGAGAAAUCACGACGUCGAUGAGGCAACUUGGGAGGUAGAGAAGGACAUGAAGGACCAAUACCCAGAGUUAUUCGCUUGA